AUUCUGAGGUUUCGAGGCGGUAUCCUUAAAUGUGUCGUUACCUCAAGGAGAGUUUUUAAAUUAUGGAGAGAGACGAAAUUAUUUUGUGGCACCUUGAAGUAAUUUAAGUUGAAGAAAAAUCCAGAGAUGACAGACAACCAUUCAAUUUCAAGCAACCGACAUUCACCGAUUUUAGCUAAAAUAUAAAAGACGUACUCCUAAGGAGGUACGCUAUAUUCACGGGUGGCCAUGAUAAGGAAUUCCGCUCCCUUAUAAUUUUCCAAGAUCGCGGUCUAGAUGGAUUAGUUGAUGAUUCAUACCUUUUGCUUAUGCAGUAUUUUUCUUCAUUAUCAACCAGAAUGCUAACAUGUGUUCAAGAGUUUACUGUCGUUAUUGAUAGGCGUACUGGUAAUUGGACAGUUGUCAAGUCGAUUGUUGCCAGGCUAAAUGAAAAGUUCCCAGGAAACUUACAUCAAAUAUUUAUUAUCAAACCUCAAGGUUUUAUGCAAGGUUUUUUCUUGGAGAAAACAAUAAACUCAAUUCGUGAUGGCUGUAAAAUUCCGUUAAUUUUCGUCGACAAAACUGAAGAAUUGCUUCCUUUCAUAGAUCAACAACAUUUGACAAGUGACUUGGGUGGUGAACUUAAUUUCGACAUUGAUGAUUGGCUUACUAACAGGAUAGAUAUUGAAGAAUACUUUGAAGAAGUUGAACAUUUAUACACUGAAUUGAAAAACAUCAUGAAUCAGUGUAUUAAUCAAAACUAUGAUCAACGACAGGAUUAUUAUUGCAAUCCAAAAUCAAGAACUUGCCAUUUAAACCAAUUUUAUAGUUGUGAAAAUAUGCUCGAAUUACGUAAAAAAUGUCAUCAUUGGUUACAUCGUGUUUCACACUGUGAAGUUAAGGGUUUGAAAAUACGUGAAAAUUUACUUAGGAAAAAUUCAAAUCAGUCAUGUACAACUAUACGAGAAGAAGACACUACAAUAAAAUGUGAUAUACCAUCGAAAACGGGGACAUGGGCUAAUACAAGUGAUGCAUAUGACUUACCAGUCGAUUAUGUCUUUCAUAUAAUUACUUUUGAUCGUAUACUCAUUAGGUUAACUGAGGCUCGUACCGAAUUAAGACGGUACUGGCGUGAAUACAUGAAACGAGUACGUGUUACAUUUCUGGUUGAUGAUGUUGAAAACCAAUAUUACGAAUUUACUAAUCUUGCCAGUACAUGGAAUAAUCUUAUUGAAUCUCUAGUUGAUUAUUUACCUGUUAAAAUGUCCAACUCCUCCGCUUUAUCUCCAGCACAUCAACAUUAUCAUAAUCAAUCAUUAAAAGAUGAUAAGGAGAACAGUUGCAUUCAUAAUAGUAAUAAUUCACCAUGUUCCCCUUCACAUUUCAUUAUACUUUCUGCAUUGAAAAAUGAUGGUGAUGAAACGGAUACAUCGUUAAGUAAAACAAUAUUGGAAAGUUUAGAAUUACUAUCUUGUCGUAUAUUGGAAGCGGAAGCCACUGGUAAUCGACUAUUAGCAAGAUUAAAAGAAUUAGAUAAGAUUGCAAGCAAUUUUGUUUUAUUUAUAAUUGAUAAUGUGGAAGAAAAAGAAGGAGUGUUACUGAACAAUUCUAAUGAGAAAGACAAUCAUCAAGCUUCAUUUCUCUGUUGUGAUGUAAAUCGAUUGGUCAGUGCAAAUUUAGUCUCAAACAUUAUUUGUCCAGAUUUGCCAAUAAAAUUAAAUGGAAGUAAUCAACAAAAUGAUGUUAACCUAAAUACCAGUUGCUUAUCUCUAUAUUCUGGAGAGGAAGAUGAAUCAUCUAAUCUUGUUAUGUCUGAUGAAAUUAAUCAUAGUUCUAAUGAAAAAACUGAUGAAUCCAUGCAACAAUAUUUUCUUCCUAUCAAAUUUCCUUCAAAUGUAAAAGAAUGGUCUUUGUUAUUUAAAAAUAUGAUUGAUUUAGCUAGUAUAGAUCUACCAAAAGCAGCUGAUCAAAUUAAUCGUUUGCUACAACUGUACACAGAAAUUGAUAAUGCUGCUUCAUGGAUUAAAGAAGGUCAUCAUUUAUUGAAGACAGUAACACCACCGAAUAAGCUCACUACAAUGAAUUUAGUGGAAUGUCGGUCACGUAUGGAUGAAUUGAUUACAUUUACUUCUUCACGUCAGAGUAGAUUAGAGUUACUUCGAAAUCCUAAACUGUUUCAUUCACGAUUAGUUGGAUUAUUAGACGCUGAUUUGAAGAGUCAUUUAAGUAAAUUAUUAAAACAAGUAGAAGAUCUAGCACAAAAUUGUAAUCUUGCUAUUGCUUCAAUUCGUCAACACAUUUCACGAACAAGUUUCCCAAGAAAUCAUCCCAACUCUAAAUCUUUUAAUAGUAGUACUAAUAGCAGUGGUAGUACUUUGACUAGUCCUGGGACAAAUUCACCCAUUCAAGAAGCUAUUGAAUCAGCAUCAUCAUCUUCAGAAGGUCUUAACAACCACAAUAACAAAGUAUCCAAUUCCAUUCAAGGCUCAAACUCAACUUCAUAUCAGCUAUCACAGUUAGAAUCUCCAACUUCAUUAUCAACUCCAGGUAAACGAUAUCAAUUAGCAUGGAAAGAACUGGUAGAUACAGAAAAAUCUUAUGUGAAUUUUCUACAACAUGUUUAUGAUGUAGUAUGGUUAAAUUCUAUUGAUAAUAAUGACGAACUGGGGACUCGUUCGCAUCCACAGCCAACAUUUAUGCGUGAUAAUCAAAAUCGUCUUUUGUGUAAUUGGCCGGAAUUAUUACGUUUCCACAGAGACAUGUUACUACCGCAUUUAAUAUUAUGUGAUGGAAAUUCAGGAAAAAUUAAAAACUGGGUAUCUCACAUGGUCCCAUAUCUGGUAGACUUAUACACAAUUUAUUGUUCGCUUCAUGAUUGUGCAGUUCAACUCGGUGCUGCCCUUGAAAAAGAUCGCAUUUAUUCUAGCUGGUUAACUGCAUGCAAUGAAGAGGUAUAUCGGAGAGAAAUGUCAAUAACAAAAAUGAAUGAUUCCGAAUCUUCUGUCCCACCUACUGAACUAAAUCGUCCCAUAUUAUUGUUUAGUUCUCGUCUUGUGACACCUGUACAGCGUUUUCAGCGAUAUCAUUUACUAUUGGAUAGACUUGUUCAACAUGAAACAAAUGAACUUGACCGCUGUAACCUACAGUCGGCCCAUAAAGCUAUUUUGGAAUUAUGUGAAACAGUGAAUAUUGCUAUGCAACUUCGUGGUUUAUCGGUUCGUCCAUCUGCAUUGGGUCCAUUUCUAUUGCAAGGAGAUUUUACGAUAUCUCGUGAUGAUGUACGAUUUAUGCCUAGCAAACAACGUCAUGUUUUCUUAUUUACUAAUGCUAUAUUACUCACUAAAUAUCGUACUUCACCCAAUUCAUUUAUACCUGUUUUGAUUAAUCCAAGUACAGUGAUAAAUUCUGCGAUUUCAAAUAUAUCACGAGAUCAUUCCAUUGAUUCGUAUGAAAAAUCUACAAAUACUUAUUCAGCAUACAAUCAGUCUAAUAAUGGAUUAGGUACAACAUCCAAUUUAUUGGCUUUCACUAAAUCACUUACAUCUAGCAGUGGAAACAGUAGUAAUAAUCUUACUUCAACUAAUAUUCCGACUUUUACUUAUCGUCCAUAUUAUGAGAUUAAACAAGAAUUAGAGCUUUCCAAAAUCGGUUUGACUCCUCAUUUCCAUGGGGACCGUCGUCGGUUUGCUAUAUGGACUGCUAAACGCGCAGUCACUUAUAUUUUUCAAUCAUCUGAUCCUGCGAUCAGAGAUGCAUGGGUUAAAGCUAUAAAUGAAUUAUUAAUGGUGCAAUUAAUUCGUGAUCGUUAUAAAGUUCUAAAUAAUACUGAUAUACAGAGUGCAAAAAUAUUAUAUACUGAACAACUCUCUUUCAACUCAAAUAUACCUGAUCGUAGUAAAAGCUUACCAGUUAGUAGCAAAACGUUGCCACAUAAGAAUCUGAAAUCAUUCUUCGUAAAAUCUGUCAGCGUUUAGGUUGGGAGAAUUGUGAUUCAGAAUCAGUUACAAUAAUUCAGAGUUACAUUCACUUUUAUUCUUUCCUUGCUCAUUGCCUUCUCGCCGUGUGAUUAUUUACGAAAUUGAGAAAACUAAAAGCAAAUGUCCAGUGCUUUAACCGGGUUGUUGGAUGUGGAGGAUUUACAUAACGGAGUUGAAAAACUCGGAUUCCAAACCAAUGGUGCACAUGGAUUUCAGGAUCCUGAAGGAAAAAACAACGUAUGAACCAAUUGUUGGUGACCGGCUCCCAUGAAACUGCAUCUCUUUAUGUUGCUUCACUAUUUUGUGGUUUAGACCUCUAGCUUAAAUAGCCGGGGAGUGGCCUCCUAAGAAAUCCACCUGCUUCAGGUUGUGCCCGUGCAGUAUUCCAGUCCUCAUACAAAUAAAUGAUAACUAUAACUGGAGAAAUUUCUUUUGCUUCAACGCUUGUUCUGACAAAUCUCAUCCACAACCAUAUGAUAAAAUUCGUUUUUAUUUCUUUUAUACUACAUCACUUAUGUUGUUCCUUUUAUUGUCAUUUUGCUUAUUUUAUUUUUCGACCUAUAUAGCAGCUCGCCUACGGUGGAAACCCUGUCCUAUCUAAAGCUUCUCAAGUCACUAAAUGGGUGAAAUUUGAAGUUUACCACCGACUACGAAUACUGAAACAAUCAUUCUGAAACCACACAUACCAUUCAAACUGGCCUUCUUCAACUUUCGCACGCUAAUGCAGGUGGGACACCAGAUAGGGCUAACUGUGUCUUUCGAAAGUCUUAACAUCUAUGUCUGUUGUCUAUCUGAGACCCAUAUUCAAGACUAGUAAUGUACUACAAAUUCGCUCUCCAUCUGUCCCUUCGAAAAGCCUGUUUUACAUGUAUUUAUCCGGGUACCCUAUGGCAUUUUCGUCUUGUUUUUCUGGCGUUGGUGUCCCACUAAGCGCUAGGACUAACGCAGCACUGACCUAUUGGAUCCCCAUUAACAGUUGAUUAUUUACUGUCAUAUUAGAAAGCUCUAUCAAAGUGCGAAGAAACCGAUGUGAGGGACGAUGUAUUUUCGUCAUCCCCGCCUUUGCUCCGACGGAUUGCAACCCGGAUGCGAUAAAGUAUGAGUUUACUACCAGUUUACUGUUCUUCUCGAGAAAGUGCCCCCGACAGAUAUUGUAGUACUAGCCGGAGACUUGAAUGCUCAGGUCAGGCGUCUAGGCACAGAACAGAGUCGUUUAGGUGGCCGAUGGCGACUUAUUGGUCGCAGAUGGGGUCUGACAGGAUUCCCCAAUCUCACCAUUCCUCUUCAACUUUGCCAUCGACGACAUUCUGGAAACAGUUCUGAUGGAUGUAAGUAAUGGCAGUGUGGAUCUGUUGUCUGUAGACAAUAUUUCCGACAUUGAGUAUGCGGAUGAUAUUGUCUUACUGUGCGAUAAUGCCCAAGCAAUACAAUCCGCACUUAAUCAGUUGGUAAUCAGUGUCCGUAGGUAUGGUAUGUGCUUUGCACCUUCGACGUGCAAAGCACUUCUACAAGACUGGCAGGAUUCUAAUCCUGUACUCACUCUGGAUGGUGAGCAGAUAGAAGUAGUCGAGAAGUUCGUGUAUCUGGGUAGCUGCAUAAGUGCUGGUGGUGACGUGAGUGAUGAAAUCAAUGCACGUAUAGUGAAAGCCAGAGCGGUUUAUGUCAAUCUGGGCCAUCUUUCGCGCCUUCGUGAUGUUAGUCUGGCUGUAAAUGUUCGGAUCUACAACGCAUCGGUGAGGGCAGUUUUGCCCUAUGCUUGUGAAACCUGGCCUCUCCGAGUUGAGGACGUUAGACGACUCGCUGUGUUUGUUCAUCGUUGCCUGCAACGGACUGCUGACAUCCAAUGGCAACAUCAUUUUAGUAAUGCAUAGUUUUCCUUUAUAUAGAUCUUUAUUCAUCAUAGUUGUUAUUCCACUGUUUUGUUUUCAAUUUGUUUUCUUGUUAUCAGAAAUCAAACUGGAAAAGGAUCAGUUGUAUCAUUACCAUCUGUAGUUAAUCAGAAUUCCAACAAUAAAAUAACAUCAAAUCAAUAACUAGUUGACAAAUGAUUUCUCCAACUGCGCAAAUCUUAAUCUUUCAUUUCUUUUCUUUUCCAUCCAUUUUUAUCAUAUUUUAGUCUCAACUAUUUGUAAAUUUGUAAUUGUUCGUGUACAGUUAGAUUUUUGAUUAAUUAUCACAUCAACUUUUAUUAUUUUUCUGUUUCCGAUCGUAAUUACUAUUUCUCCUUUGUAAAUCCACUUACCUGACUAAUUUCCAUUUGUGUCUUUAAAAAUAUGUGUUCAUAUGUCAUCGUUUCUACUCUCGUUUUCUUUUCUCUCAUUCGUUUUUUAAUCUGUUAUUUAUCUUUUGAUUUCAUUCCACCCAUCCAUCCAUUCGUUCAUUUAUAUAAUCCUCUUUCAAGUAAUUUCAUCACUGAAAUAAUCUCAUUAUUCCUUACUGUUUUUAUAUUAUACCUUCUUUGUUUAUAUGUGUAUUUAUGGGAUAAAUAUGGAAAGUGUUUUCCCAAACAUAUCCCGUUUUUUAAUUAUUAUUAUGAUUGUUCUAUCAUGUUGUAAAUUCUUCCUUUUUUUCUAUUCAAGAGAAAUUUCGUGUUUUCGAAUAAACUUGUUUAUUAUUUUUCGUUCUCUUUAAUAUUUUCGUUUUUUUUCGUAAUAACUUACAUUAUCCAUACCUUAUUAUUCAUCAUAAGUUUUCAUUGUUUCUUUUUUCCUCAGUUGGUUUUAUUUUUUUCUUAUGCUAACAGUUAUAAGUAUAGUUAAUUAAUAAGAGAUUCAAUAAUCAGAUAAAAUGUUGAUCUUUUAUCAAAUUAAAGAAAAUUCUUAUUUCUUGUCAAUUUUUUUCGACUUAUUUUGCCUCCGUUAAUUUUAACAGAUACAAUUUUAUUUUGACUAUUACAAUAAUAUAAUCGUGUUUAUUUAAGUUGGAAAUUUACAUAGAUUAGUGUAUUUCACUAAUUCUAUAUUGUAUAUUUACAUACACAGAGUUUCACUUAGUACACUCAAUCACGUACACAUACAUAUAUUUGUUCUUUUCAGUUGUUUGUAUUCUUCAUCAUUGUAUACACUACUGUUACUGGAUUUUAUCGUCUUUCAGUAAUUCCUUUACAUCAAUCAAUGUAAAAAUUUUGAAACAUAAGUUGUAUAUAUUCGGUUAGAUUUUAUUAUAUAGAUGUAUAAUAAUGAAUGGCUACAAUAAAUAUUUGCUGUUUUCUGCUACUCUACAUUUUGUUUGUCAAACUGCUUUUUCUAUAUUAACUUACUGUUUAUUAAGAACAGGCCAAUUCGACCUCAUGAACUUGGUAAUUAGUAAUGUGCUCUCCCGUAUUUGGUGAUGAAAAUUACUAAUUUGACUGUGAUAAACAGGGUUGAGUGUAUAUACACUGCUGUUGUCCACAUCUCUUUGAUUUUAUGCGAUUUCAUAAUUAAUAUCGUUUUUGUGAGAACAGUUGUUUGUUCUCCAUAAUCUAUUGUGCAUUUCGUUGAUCAUCCUAAUUUCUUUUUUUUAGAUUUCUAUCUUUCGAUGUUUCUAUGUUAACACUUUUUUCUUCAAACAGCGUUACGAUAAUCUUUCUCAGUGUUUUGAUUUUUUUUGUAUUGUAUUCUUCUAAUAGCAGUGUUGUUUUAUUUACAAAAAUUUCUUCAGUUUAUCUUUCGUUAAUUCAAGUUGACAGACAAAAUAAUAGCUUCUUCGGUUUAUUUUUCAGACUAAAGGAAAGAGGAAAUCAAUCUGUUUUGUUUUUUAGGUAUUGUUUAUACCAUUACUAAUUUAACAGCAUAUAGGAUUGCCGAAUAUAUAUAUAUAUUUCUAGAGAAAUAUAUUUUGGUAAUAUU
Molecule: messenger RNA, 7786 nt
Organism: Schistosoma mattheei
Lineage: Eukaryota; Metazoa; Platyhelminthes; Trematoda; Strigeidida; Schistosomatidae
Source: the annotation of a GenBank genome assembly